GAGGCGUACGCAUUUCACGAGGACCCACGAUAGAUAUAACUUCCUGUAUGUGUUGGAGUCACAAGGCCUACAGCCGUCUUCCGGAGAUAUAUUCGGAUUAAACGUCUUGUUCGUACGAGUGCUACCAUGUCGAAAGGCUGGCGCGACUGUAAGGCUUGGGUGGAUUAUGGAAUCCCACUGACUACUACCAGCAAUGAAGCAAGCAAGCUGUUUGAUGCCUCUCUCACUCAGUAUGUCGGAUGGUACAAUGAGGAAAGUUUAGGAGGUCUGGAAGCCACAUGUGUAAAAACAGUUGAAGCAGACCCCAACUUUGUGAUGGGUCAUGUGAUUAAGAAUGGUCUAGAUGUUUUGGGGACUGGCCGGACCAUCCGACUUGACCAAGAGUUUGACAAAGAUAUCAAAAGAAUGGUCAGUCUGGCUGAGUCAAACGGUAUCACUGACCGAGAAAGGAAACAUGUCAAUGCAGUCAGACUCUGGGCUGAAGGGGAGAUGAUCGCUGCGGCCAAUGUGUGGGAGGACAUUCUGGUGACUUAUCCCAAGGACAUGCUCGCCAUCAAGUUCGCCCACGACUCCUACUUCUACCUCGGCCAACACCCACAGAUGAGGGACAGUAUCGCCAGAGUACUACCAGCCUGGAACAAGCGAAUGCCCUUAUAUGGGUACCUAAUGGGAAUGCACGCAUUUGGACUGGAGGAAUGUAACCUGUACCAACAGGCUGAGAUUGCUGCACGACAGGGUUUGGACAUAAACCACAAGGACGCCUGGUCAACACACGCCAUGGCUCAUGUCCUGGAGAUGCAGGGCCGCUUUGAGGAAGGAAUCAACUUUAUGUCAAAUACAGAAAAUGACUGGAAUACCUGUGUGAUGAUUGCAUGUCAUAACUACUGGCAUUAUGGUGUCUACAACAUAGAGAAGGGUACCUAUGAUGACGCUUUGGGAAUAUUUGAUAGUGAGGUUUUGAAACGAUCCAGGAACUCAGGAGCAUUAUUAGACUUAGUUGAUGCCUCUUCUCUGUUGUACAGACUUCAAAUGGAAGGGGUCAAUGUGAAGGACAGGUGGCAGGAUGUGUUUGACCUCUGUCAACCACAUAUCGAGGAUCACAUCAUGACUUUUAACGAUGCUCACAUCCUGUUUGCGUGUCUGGGUUCAGAAAAACAGGAGGUAUCAAAGAGGUUGAUUGACACACUAAAAGAUUUUGUCAGAAAUGGAAAGGGAGACAAUCGUCGUAUAUCAGAGGAAGUAGGCGUGCCAUUGUGUGAGGGAAUAAUGGCGUACGAGAACGGAGAUUACGCCCGGGCAGUGGACUUAAUGUAUCCAAUACGAUACAAAAUUAUCACCAUAGGGGGCAGUCACGCACAGCGGGACGUCUUUAAUCAGCUCCUUAUCCAGGCAGCCCUAAAAUCUACCAGGAAAGACCACUGUAGAAUGGCCAGGUCCCUGUUGACCGAGCGGAAGGCACUAAAACAGACUGCCCCCCUGACUGACCGACUGAUGGCUAAAGCCAUGGCUGUCCACGUGGAAUAGAAACAAGCUUUCAAUGUGUGUAGUUUUGAUUCCAUUUUUCUCCUCAUCAAGUUUUCCAGCUCGCUGUGAACAUCUUCUAAUUCAACCAGCUAAAUUUAAAAUGAUGAAUAGUAAUCGUUCAGGGAUGAUCCCCAACCCAUACACUUUAAGAAAAAAUUUCUGUUUUCCCAAAAGGCCUAGUUUCAUGGUAUUUGGCUCAAGUAUCUUUCUAGGAUAACACAAUUAAAGUUUGCAAAAUGAAAUUACUUUGCGCUUAAUGUCAAAGAUAAAAGGGUAACUUUAGCAGAUCACUUCAAAUUUGCAUUUGGUGAUACAGGGCCAUUGUGCCUCUUUUGAUAUUAUUGUUGGUUUUUUUAAUAUUGAUAUUUUCUUUCCUUCAGACAAUUUUACGACAAGACCAUCACGCAUCAAAAUUAGUAUGCACGUACAAAGUUUUGAUAACAGGGGUACAAUGCACGCACGUAAUAUCGGGUAUAAAAACUAAAAUGAUAAACAGUCGACAGAAGAAAGUACGAUAAGAUACAGUACAACACAUUAUGAAUUGUUUUCGAUUAUUCUCGCAAUGUUUUAUCAGCCACAAUUGCUUCCUGUUCCGGCGAAUAUAUAGCAACCCACAUAUCUCGGUUAUUUCUUAACCUGAAUAAUGUUACGCUGCAUCUCAUCUAGGUCGCAAUCUUUCGCAAUCAUAUGUUACGAUCGUACAGCGUGACAUCAUUCCCGUUUACGCUAAAGUUAACAUGGCUACAUCAAAACAUCGAUCUUUAAACGAUUUUUUUCAACCGAAGUAAUUUCAUUUAUCAUAUUAUAAUAACUUGAUUGAAAGUUAAUAUUGUAAAUCUUAAUCAAGUAUUGAGUAAGUACUUUCAUAAAUUCAAUCAAAAAGAUAACUUAAAAUUUUAGGAGGGGGGGGGGGGGGGGAGGGGUAUACUAAAUAGCUUUAAGCAGACAUGGCGCUCACGGAACAUUUCAACUAUUUAUUUAUGCAUUUUUGCCUGUACCCGUGAAAUUUUCUGUAGAGGGGUACACUUUACCCCUGAUAAGAAAAAUUAAUGGGGCAUGCUGGACCAUUACUGUGCUAUAAAAUGACCUGAGGACAAAUGAUUAAUGUGCACCAGAUUCAUUUUAUUAUUGUAAUGAAAGAUUCUGUAAAUAGCCAACAAAAAUUGUACACUGAUGUCUUUGAAUGAUUUGAGGGACAACAGUGAUCAUGACUUUAUAAGGGAGGUAACUUGAAUGAUUUGAGGGAAUAUCUGUAUACCUGGUAUAUUGUUUAUUACUUUAUAAGGGAGGUAACUUGAAUGAUUUGAGGGAAUACCUGUAUACCCAAUAUAUUGUUUAUUACUUUAUAAGGGAGGUAACUUAUGUUUAAUCCAUCCCUGGUCUUUCUGUAAACUCUGACAAUCUUGUUUUCUUGUUAGAGACUUGUUAUAGCAUCAUGUAAAAAUAGUUUUUGCUCAUUUGGAAAUUCUUACAUAACCUUUCCUGUUAGUGAAUGUGCUGAGAACUCAGAUGUGUGACAGUUCUGAGAUCUAUACAGUUAAUACUACUAUAAUCAGAUACAUGUACAUAAAAUGUCUCAUUAAUACUUUCUGUCAUUGUUUGAAGCUUUCAAAUUUCAUUCAACAAUAUUAUAUCCGUGAUACAUAAAACAAUAUUAAUUGUAUUUUGUGGUUCCAUAGCAACCACCAAAUCAACUUAAUUUUACAAAACAAAGUGUUUUAUGUUAUACUGUAGUGGUGUACUAGGCCCUUCUAUUUAGUCCACAGGAUUCUGACUAUCUAGACUACGGAUGAUGUACUAUGACUAUAUAGUCAGAUUUAUAUGGACUAGUCACUUGUCCUUUGAUAUAUAGACUCUCAUUUUACCCACAGCAUUAUGUCCCUUUAUUCUCUUUCAGGAUGUUUAUUUUGUCAAAAGAUAACUUUGAAAUUGCCAAAUCUUCAAAAGUAGACAGUCGUUGUUUAUUUCAUCAGUAUAACACCUAAAAAAUAUCUAUUUUCUAUACAAUACAAAUGUUUAUAUGUAUACGAUAUAUUGUACAUGUUUAUACCAGAAUAUUAUACUUUGUACAUGUAGUAUAUCAUA
This is a messenger RNA of Pecten maximus, 3609 nucleotides long. Its product is annotated as tetratricopeptide repeat protein 38-like. The record is from RefSeq and is a predicted model, not a curated record. Lineage: Eukaryota; Metazoa; Mollusca; Bivalvia; Pectinida; Pectinidae. Bases 127 to 1524 code for a protein of 465 amino acids. Gene Ontology annotation, molecular function: protein binding. The transcript has 13 exons.